AUGGCUUACCCUCCAAAUCUCUUCGGAAGACACGGAGGUGGCUUCGAUCCCGGCAGUGGCACCUUUGUACAAGUACCGUCGUAUCAGCAAUCUUAUCCGACGCAAUCGCAUCACUGCGGUGGAGGUGGUUACGACCCAAACAACGCUGCUCUGAAGCCUGCAGCUGUUGUGCAACACCAACCAGUCCCACAUCCUCAGCCCACGCUCGCGCCUCAAAUGAUCGGCAACGACGCUCAGGCAUCCGUCCGCGAGGUUGCACCAUAUGGACAUCCCCCUGCCCCCCAAGACGACCAUGAAGCCAACCAGAGGCGUCUAGGACAGUCAGUGAUAGAGCGCAACGGAUUGAUCGCACCCAAGGGAUACGCACACAUCUUCUCCCCGUGGACUACGAUGAAGUGGGAGCGCCCCAACUUCUACCGCAAGCCCGGUCUUGCGUACCAGAAGCUUGGUCAGCACCGACAUCGAGACAUCUUUGACCGCGAAUGGACUGGUGACUACGACGACCGCUACAUCUCAUCUUGGGACGGAAAGGUCUCCAAGCUCGUCGUACAAGCUGUCGACGAUAUCUACGAGAAUAAUACAGGAUCUACCUACAGGCGAACCUUCGUCCGCAACGUCGCGCCUGUCUACAUGCGAUUGGCGAACUGGCCGUUCAACCACAUCGACUUCUCGCGCCAUGGCGGCAAUAUCCCUAACGAAGACCUUCCUAUGCUUUGUCUCAAGUGGUUCGUCGCAUCCUGCUUCAUCACGAUCUUUAUCUCCAGUCCGAGCCCUGCUGAGAUCGCUUCUCGCAACGGAGGCAGUUAUGACGGCUUGCCAUACCAGUACUUUGGGUAUCCCAAGGUUGCCAAGAACGCGAUUGAGAUGCACAGGCCUCAAGGCCACGCUUCGAGUCAAGCUAACCCGAUUGCCGAACGUGUGUUGCGUCCUCGGUAUCUCUGCUUCUUGCGAGAGCCAGGAAGGCCGGCCAUCAUCACAAAGGUCGACGAUUGGCUGGCCCAACACGAUGCUCAUGAUCUCACGUACGUCUUCAUCGCGUAUACAGCUGAGCAGUUCAACACCCCUGAAGACUUCGGAGUUCUACAUCAAAUGGCUGACGUCGCGGCGCGCAAUGCCGGCGUUAUUGCGUAUUGGGUGGGGUGCUCUUGCAUGCCCGACAACCAGCUCGAGGAGGAUGUCUACCGAAUAUGCGACGUUAUCCGAGGCGCGCAAUCUCUUGCAAUCGCCGUGUGCCCUCCAGCGAACAACCGUUAUGAGAUCAACACACCUGAUCUCAUGCUUCAGCAAUGGGGCUACCGCGUAUGGACCUUUCCUGAAGUCCUCUUGGCGCCCGCUGGUAAAGACAUCUGCGUUUACGUGCGCGACAGCGAUCUGUCGCAGCCACUGCAAGUGCCAAAGAACCAGUUCGCUGCCCGCGUCUGGCAGAAUGAUGCGCACAUCGCGCGACAGCUCAUCGACCAUUACGAGGGGAACUUGAUCCUCAGCCAGCUCGAGCUGGUCACGCUUGCUCUGGAAUGCUUGCAUAACCGCGACACCACUGAGCAUCUUCCCGGAGAUCACAGCUACGCAUUGAUGGGUUUGCUCCGUGUCAGGCCACAAAUUGAUCGCACGGACUCUGCUUUCCAAGCGUUCGCUCGACUCUCUCUUGCGAACGGCAGCGAUCAGCUUCUCGAGCGCCUGAUCUGCAUGUUGCCCAAACAUCCAGACCAGCCUUGGCAUUCCAUGGACGACGCGUAUAACGCCAAGCUCUGGGACAUACUGCCACAAGAUGUCGGCAUCGCCGGCGUUGGAGAAGACGACAGCAUCAUUCUUGAUGGUUGUCGGGCUGCGAACGUUCGGUGGAAGUCUUUUACACCUGUCGCUCACACUCGGCGCGACUCCUGGAAGCGCUUCCUCGCGAAGGGAAUGCUUCGCCUCAGCGGUAUCAUCUUCAUCGCUGCAUGCGUACUCGUCGCUAUUCCCGGAAUCACAAACACUAUCGGCAUCGUCCUGCUACUAUACUCCUUGGUGGUCAUGGGCUUAUCACCAUGGCUGUUACGCCUUCUCUUCCUUGGCAAGUUCUGGGAGCAGCAAUGCUGGUUCUUUGGCUUCGAAGGCUACAUGGACCUGGACACGAUCGAGAGCCAGAUCUUUGGUGGCAGGCUUGGGCGCAUGAAGUGGACCGCAGCAGCUAGUCCCUUGUCGAGACAUCAUCGCAAUAUUCACGGCGAGUGCGUUCCCGUCGAUCCGACUUCCGACCCUGCUGUCGCAGCUCUCGUACAACGAGCGAAGACUGCUGGACCAGGCGAACAACGCAUCUUUACUCUUGUCGACACCGGUAACAUGACUGCAACGCUCUUCCUCGCCGAGCGUCCACCCGUGUGCUUCCUCAUGGCUGGCUCUGAAGGCGGUAUGAAGCGCAUCAUCGGCUGUUCUUACGACUGGACCACCGCGACGAUGUACAGAGAAACUGUGUUGCGGCUCGGGACGCAAUUCGAGGACAAGAUGCAGCGUGUCGGUCGCGUGAAGAUCGGCUUCAAGCGUAAGCAGCAUCCUUUCGGACCGUUUGAUCAAGUUGGCGAGGCGGUAGGGAAGGAGAUGCAGUGA
Messenger RNA from Alternaria ethzedia, 2586 nucleotides. RefSeq lists its product as uncharacterized. The coding region runs from base 1 to 2586 and encodes 861 amino acids. The record is from RefSeq and is a predicted model, not a curated record. The transcript is spliced from 11 exons. Lineage: Eukaryota; Fungi; Ascomycota; Dothideomycetes; Pleosporales; Pleosporaceae.